UCCUUAUCUGUCAAUCCUAUAGCCCUAAAUCCUCUUACUCAGAUAGUGGGGAAUAGACCGUUGACAAGAUGUACACAACUUGGCUGGCAGUACUCCUUGUUGUACCCUCUGUGGUACAUACACAAGACCCUGGAAACACACAAACACCGACUGCAUUCACUAAAGGACAGACUGCUAACCUCCACUUGACCAAGGGUGAGAAAAUCCCGUUCAACAAAAGAAUCACAGAGUUCGGGGCGAACUUCGACGCUGAUGGAUCUUUUGUGUGCCAGACUCCUGGUCUCUAUGCCUUUACCUUUUAUGGUUUGACUGAACAAAAUUGGGAGCUGUGGCUUGAAAUGAUGAAAAAUGACCAAUUAAUUGCUUCCGUUUAUGCAUACACGUAUGCUGACUACGCUGAUGCCGGAAAUGCCGCCAUUUUGCAUUUGAAUGUCGGUGACAAAGUUUACUUGAAGGCCCACGACGACUACGACCAAACCUUAUUUGGACAGGGAGACCAGAUUUACACUACUUUCACUGGGGAACUUUUGUAUGCGGAUAAUGUCGAACUGGACGCAGUGAACGCCUACGGAGCCGUUGGGUUUUCUGCAGUGAUGACAGUCAACGCCUCCAUCAGUGACGGUUCUGCCGUAAUUUACGACACCGCCAUCACGAAUAUCGGCAACACAUACGACACGACUUCCGGCACAUUCACUGCUCCUCUUGAAGGAACUUACGUCUUCCAUUUCCAUGCUCUAAGCCAUGCCGACGAAGAGGCCUGGCUUGAACUUUUCCACAACGAUCAGUACGUGGUGGCUACCUAUGGAUACACGUCUGGGUCCUACGCCGACUCCGGAAACUCAGUCGUCCUUCACCUUAAGAAAGGGGAUACCAUCAAGGUCAAGGCCAGGCCCGGAACUGACGUAAAACUGUACGGGGACUCUGAUGAGUAUUACACGACGUUCUGUGGGGCCCUCCUUUCACCCACUGUUCAUGGAUCCGGAAGUGGACAUAAUACACACCAAGAAAUCGCUUUCUCAGUUGGUCUCACCCAUAAUGAAGCUUCAACCAACGGCCCAAAAGUGGUUUUUGACCGAGUUUUUGUCAAUCUAGGACAAGACUUUAACGUCAACACCGGCGUCUUCACGGCGUCAGUGGGAGGUCUCUACGCCUUCCACUACCACGCCCUUGCCCAGCAGGGACAGGAGGCAUGGGUGGAGCUCUACCACAAUUACAUCUACGUGAACUCCCUCUAUGGCCACACCUCCGGAAGUUACGGCCCCGGAAGUAACUCGGCCGUCUUGGAGCUAGUGGCCGGAGACACUGUGUAUUUGGACAUCAAGCACCACGACUCGUUCCUGUAUGGGGGCGGGGAUGAGGUGUACAGCACAUUCUCUGGUUAUUUGUUGUCACCCAUUGACAGCCGUCAUCCGGUUGUUGGAUAAAUGUUUUGAUUAAAUUUUCAGUUUAGUUAUUAGGA
This is a messenger RNA of Magallana angulata, 1459 nucleotides long. Its product is annotated as complement C1q tumor necrosis factor-related protein 4-like. The coding region runs from base 69 to 1424 and encodes 451 amino acids. The record is from RefSeq and is a predicted model, not a curated record. Lineage: Eukaryota; Metazoa; Mollusca; Bivalvia; Ostreida; Ostreidae. Gene Ontology annotation, molecular function: protein binding. The transcript has 7 exons.